Messenger RNA from Carassius gibelio (silver crucian carp), 2569 nucleotides. RefSeq names its product RAD50 interactor 1 (gene rint1). The record is from RefSeq and is a predicted model, not a curated record. The coding region runs from base 36 to 2378 and encodes 780 amino acids. NCBI's taxonomy places the organism in Eukaryota, Metazoa, Chordata, Actinopteri, Cypriniformes, Cyprinidae. Gene Ontology annotation, biological process: regulation of ER to Golgi vesicle-mediated transport; endoplasmic reticulum to Golgi vesicle-mediated transport; retrograde vesicle-mediated transport, Golgi to endoplasmic reticulum. Gene Ontology annotation, cellular component: Dsl1/NZR complex. The transcript has 13 exons.
CGGAGACUGAAUCCACUGAUGACGUGUAGAGCAGCAUGGCGGCGCCUAUGAUGGAGCACAACAGCCACAGCGGCAAUGAUUUUUCUCAGCCAGAGCGUACAGAAGGCAGUACAUCUAAAUCUCCUUCAGAGAAUGACAACUUUACAGAUGAUGUAGUUGAACUUGUUCAGAAAGAGAUAGGUGGCGAUCUUAAGUCGCUAAAGAAGGUGGCAGGGCUUUUGGAGAAACUGACGUUGGAGAACAAGCAGCUGGAGGAGCAGGUGCUGACUGUGUCCUCUUCGGUGCCGCUGCGUGUGUCCGCUGCCCUGUCCGCGGCAGAGGAGUCUCGAGUGAAGCUGGAGUCUUUACUGGAGAAGGAGAGAGUUCUGUCCAACACUUUGCAGCAGCAUCUGCAGGGCGCACAGGUCUGGGCCGACAGCAUCGGGCAGGUCUUGGGUCAGCUAGACACAUUAGAGAGGCAUAUGAAGUACCUUCAAUGUCUUGCUCGUAUUGAGGAGCUCAGUGACAGCAUCCAGCAGUAUCUGAUGACCAAUAGCAUGUGGGAUGCAGUCAGUGCGAUAGACAGGAUGGCCUCUCUGGAUAUGGGUUUGAGAGAGUCCGGCUGUAGCCACUUGCAGGCCUUCCUCAGAGAAACACUUCGCUUUUGGCACAAGAUCCUUAAAGACAAACUUGCCAGUGAUUUUGAGGAAAUCCUGACGCAGUUCCACUGGCCGUUCAUCUCACCCCCUACACAGACCCUCUCACCCCCAGCCAACGCACAGGAGCUCAACAGCCAGCUGGAGCUACUGGGGUCCCAGCUUCUCUCUCUCCAGACCUCUGAUGACCUUAUAUCAGAGAAUAAAGAAACAGCGUCUCGUCCUGGGCAGUCCCAGACUCCUCCACUCUCAUUGCCCAUUCAGAUCAUGUUGCUUCCCCUCGGUAAGAGGUUCAGGUAUCACUUCACUGGAAACCGCCAGACCAACAACUUAAGCAAGCCUGAGUGGUAUUUGACCCAAGUCCUCAUUUGGAUGGGAAACAGCUCCAACUUUAUGGAUGAGAAGAUUCAGCCUAUAUUGGAUCGUGCCGGGGCCAAAGUUAGCGCGAGGGUGGAGCUGUGCAGGGGGCUUCUGACUCUUGCCCAGGAGAAGCUCACCCAGGACGCUCCUCGGUUGCUCUAUGAUGAUGCUCUCUUCUGCCACCUAGUUGACGAGGUGCUGCAGUUCGAAAAAGAGCUCCGCAGCACCCACAGCUACCCGCGAACCUAUCCCGGCGUCUUACACAUUCUAUUGGAAGAGACUGUGUUCCAGAAGUGGCUCAGCGUGGAGAGAAAGAUGGCUGUGGAAAAAGUGGACGCCAUGCUGUCUGCAGAGGGAGCCUGGAGCUCCCAGUACAAAGACAUCACUGAUAUGGAUGAACUUAAAGCACCAGAUUGUGCAGAAACCUUCAUGACCCUUCUGCUGGUCAUCACUGAACGGUACCGCUCUCUGCCGUGUCCACGGGCUCAGCUCAGUUUCCUGGCUCUGCAGAAGGAGCUGGUGGAUGAUUUCCGUAUCCGCCUCACGCAGGUCAUGAAAGAAGAGUCCCGACAACCGCUGAGCCCUCGCUACUGCGCCAUCCUCAAUGCUGCCAACUACAUCUCCACUGUUCUCAGUGACUGGGGGGACAAUGUUUUCUUCUUGCAGUUGCAGCAGGCUGCAGUGUCAGUCGGCGAGGAGAUCCUAGGUCCUCUCGGGGCCACAGAGACGGGGCGUCUGGCCUCUCUGGAAGGAUCUUUGUUUGAGGGGCUGUUAGCCCUGCUGGAAAGGCUACGAGGAGACAUGCUGGGACGAUUGCUAGAUGCAGUCAUGAGAGACGUCAAAGAGAAGGCACAGCCAUACUGUAAAGACAGGUGGAUCUCUUUGCCAUCACAGAGCGACCAAGCCACUAUGUCGUUAUCCAGCUCUGCAUGUCCCAUGAUGCUUUGCCUACGGGAUCACCUGCUCCAGCUGCAGCAGAUGUUGUGUCUUCCUCUGUUUCAGAUGUUCUGGCAGGGCCUUGCCGAGAGACUCGACAACUUCAUCUACGAAGAACUGAUCCUGUAUAACCAUUUCAAUGAAGGCGGGGUGGCACAGCUUCAAUACGAUAUGACCAGAAACCUCUUCCCUCUCUUUGGACACUACUGCAAGAGACCUGAAAACUUCUUCAAACAUGUGAAAGAGGCCUGCAUCAUCCUGACUCUGAAGGUGGGCCCGGCGCUGCUGUUGUGUGAUGUGCUGAAGCCGUCAGAGGAGGAUGAGGGCAUGCUGAACCAUCAGCAGCCCAGUCCAGAGUCAGCGCUCAAUGAACUGGGAGUCUAUAAGCUGGCCCCCAGUGAUGUGCAGAUCCUCCUCAACCUCCGCUCAGCCUGGCUCAAACAAUGAGAAAUCACCCAGAGCAGCACCAAGAAAGCAUUACCGAGCACUCAAACACCUGUUAAGACUUACAAGAUAACUACAUCAGCUGAUCUACAGUAUUUAAAGUGAACUGAAGGGAGAUAUGAAGAGUACGCUGAUGUGAAAAAAACUAUUUUGCUGACAUACUUUCAUCAGAAACAAAUAAAUUAAUACAUGUU